Messenger RNA from Marchantia polymorpha subsp. ruderalis, 1860 nucleotides. The record is from the annotation of a GenBank genome assembly. Lineage: Eukaryota; Viridiplantae; Streptophyta; Marchantiopsida; Marchantiales; Marchantiaceae.
AGUCGCGGAGAGAUUUUCCGAAGAGCAUAAAUUGGGCGACGGUCUUCAGCGUUGGUUAGAGUGGACGGGUGCUCGGACGCUGGCAGCGGGUGGAGAAUUCCGAGCGAGGAGAAUUGAUCGCUUCGGAGAAUAUUCUCUUGCUGGACUAGUCAGAAGAAUCGGAGCCAGAGCCGGAGCCUGAGAGUGAGCUUGACGCUGUAUUUUGCAGGUUGUCAUUCAUUGCUCUGUGUUCUGACGUUCGGACAAGAUUGGCAAUUGUUCGGCUGACAAUUUUGAGGACCGGAUUCCCUUCCGGCCAUACGUUCGUUUGUAUCUGCGACAACCGGGCUGUGGAAAAUGGGAAGCGCCUCGGAUGAAGCAUCUACCGCUGGGAAAGUUAUUUCAUGCAAAGCUGCUGUGAUCUGGGCGGUGGGAGAAAACCCUGUCAUCGAGCAGAUAGAGGUUGCACCACCUGAAGCUGGCGAGGUUCGCAUUCGAAUCUUGUAUACGUCGAUAUGUCACAGUGAUCUUCAUGUUUGGAAGAACAAGAAUACGAGUGCGAUGCACCCUCGCCUCCUUGGUCAUGAAGCUGCUGGAAUCGUGGAAAGCGUUGGUGAAGGAGUAUCGGACUUCACUCCAGGAGACCAUGUGCUGCCAAUUUUCAUGGGAGAGUGCAAAGAAUGUUCUUUCUGCAAGUCCAGGAAAACCAAUAUCUGUCCAAAAUUCGCUGUCAACCCAAUGAGAGGAACCAGAAUGGUUGACGGGAAGUCACGGUUUUCAGUCAAAGGGCAGACUUUAUACUCCUGCUAUUGUUCAAGUUUCAGUCAGUACACAGUUGUGGAGCAGCAGUGUGUCGUAAAAAUUAAUCCAAAUGCUGAAAUGGACAAGGUGUUACUGCUUAGCUGCGGGGCUGGUACAGGUUUGGGAUCGGCUUGGAAUAUUGCGAAAAUUGAGCCGAAUGCUACUGUUGCAAUCUUUGGACUCGGUGCAGUGGGCUGCAGUGUUGCAGAAGGGGCACGAGUGGCCGGUGCGUCGCGGAUAAUCGGUGUCGAUGUCAAUCCCGCUAAGUUUGAAAAAGGCAAACUUUUUGGCAUCACCGAAUUCGUAAAUCCAAACGACUGCGAGAAACCGAUUGACGAGGUCAUAUGUGAGAUGACAAAUGGAGGAGUGGACUACAGCUUCGAGUGUGUUGGUCUUCCGAAGCUGAUGGAAUCUGCCAUCAAGAGUUGCAUGAUACCUGGAGGUUUGGCAGUAAUCUGCGGAGUAACAGCCUCGCGAGACGCCAAGAUGGAAGUGAUGCCACAAUUAAUCAUCCGAGGAGUGAGCAUCACUGGAAGUAUGUACGGUGGCUGGAAGCCCUCGGACAUCCCCGAGCUCGUGGAGAGAUACAUGAGAAAGGAGUUUCACAUCGAUCAACUUAUAACCCACAGAUUACCUUUUGCGGAAUUCGGGCAAGCUUGGCAGCUUCUGAUCGAUGGUGAGAGUUUGCGGUCAGUCAUCUCGUGCUGGGACUAGUCUGUUGCUCUAGUCAUGUCGUAUGCCCAUAGAUUCUUCCUCCGUCGACAAUAGGUUUGAGACGAUUAGAGUACCUUCGCGAGGCAAUCGACGAAAAUUGUUGCUACAUUGCCAGAAGUAAAUCUUCUGUCGAGGGUACGGAUUUAAAAUCAUGUUUCCUCGAGAUAUGCACACUGGGAAAUGUAUUAGCUCAGAAGAGUGAUAUAUAGUUGCCAUUUCAUCAGCUAUUAAGUCAUCAGCUUCAUUGAAAUUUACUCGUAUAGAUAAUUACAUGUCAUCGCUGUGAUUUGAGGGUCUCUAUAUGUUAUACUUUGUCCAAAGUAUAUAUCAUAUACUUUGGAUAUGCAGUCAUAUAUUUGCUGCACA